Molecule: messenger RNA, 2971 nt
Organism: Metopolophium dirhodum (rose-grain aphid)
Lineage: Eukaryota; Metazoa; Arthropoda; Insecta; Hemiptera; Aphididae
Product: retinal homeobox protein Rx1
Exons: 3
Coding region: 478-1689 (403 amino acids)
Biological process (GO): positive regulation of transcription by RNA polymerase II
Molecular function (GO): DNA-binding transcription factor activity, RNA polymerase II-specific; RNA polymerase II cis-regulatory region sequence-specific DNA binding
Source: RefSeq, a predicted model, not a curated record
GCACACCGUCGCCGAACAGUCGUGGGACUCCGGUUCUUGUCGUCUCGUCGUCUACACGGUUACUGCAUCAGCUCCGCCCGCGAGCACAAUCUACGCCGCACACACGCACCUAGUGAAUAACUAACCUAACAAGAAUAAUAAUAAUACGAUAUACAUCUCUUCUUCACGUUAAAAUAAUAUAGUCGUUAUCUGCGCGAGUGGGUUUCGUGAUUAUUGCAUAGCUUGGUAUUGGUUUUUUUUCAAAUUGUCUUUUUGUCGCGUUCUGUUCGUCAAUUUUCGCUGCACGCAGAUCAUCGGCCGAAGAACAAAUACGUAACAACAACAUCGCAAUAUAUACCGUAUAAAUAUAUAUUACUAUAUAGUUGUAAUAACAAUAUUAAGCUCACAUCUGUCGCCCCGCGGCCUCGUUUCAAAUACACGCCGGUGAGUGUCCGCCGUCCGGCUAUCGUUAUCAUCAUCGUCAUCGUCGUCGUCGACAUGGAGACAGAUAGCAACAGCGACGGCGAAAUGAUGCCGGCCGCCGCGCAGAUGCCACCCUACAGCCGGGCCAACAUCGAGCUGCUCAUCAGGAGACACCAGGCCGCUGUCACGGCGCUCGGGCUGGCAUUCAACGGCCCACCUCACCAUCACAGGCCGAUGAUGGCAAACGCGGCCACGUCCGUGCCAGCGCCCAAGCACCACACCAUCGACGCCAUCCUCGGACUCAAGCGCAACGACCACAAAGACCAGGAGUCCGGAGGAGAAAAUAGCUGCAAUUCUAGUGACACCGAGCAAAACCGUCAUCAGUCCGUGCCGUCCGACCAACACAACGUAAUGCGCGGUGGCGGAUGCGGAGGCAUUGGUGGAGGCGGUGGAGUAAGUUCCGGAGGAGGUGGUGGCGGUGGUGGCGGUGGAGGAGGAGGAGGAGGAGGAGGAAUAGGAUGUGGUGGUGGAGGAGGAGGACCUCCACAACAGCGUCGGUCAGCCGACAUGGACGACAUGAGCGGCGGUGGAUGUGGCGACAGCAGCGACGGUGAACCGGACGAUGAGCAACUAUCCGGUGGCCGGGCGAGCGCGUCACCCGCGGCCGCGGCCGGUGGCAUGUCACCGCCCGACAAGAAAAAGCACCGUCGGAACCGCACCACGUUCACCACCUAUCAGCUGCACGAGCUGGAGCGAGCGUUCGAGAAGUCGCACUACCCGGACGUGUACAGCCGCGAAGAGCUGGCCAUGAAGGUCAACUUGCCGGAAGUCAGGGUCCAGGUGUGGUUCCAGAACCGGAGGGCCAAGUGGCGCAGACAGGAGAAGAUGGAGGCGGCAAGACUGGGCCUGAACGACUACGUGCACUCAACGAUGACCGGUUCGCUUAGCCGGAUGCCCGGGUCCAGCCUGGCGCUGCCCGUCGACCCGUGGCUGUCACCGCCGCUGCUGUCCGCGUUACCAGGUUUCUUGUCGCACCCGCAGACGGGUUACCCGAGCUACCUGACGCCACCGGUGGUGCACUGCGGCCCGCCGUCGUCCGCACAGAAGUCGCCGCCAUCACCGCAACAGCAGAUCACCAUCGCCACGCCACCGUCGUCGUCGUCGAUGUCCACGUCUUCAUCGUCCACGGCGUCCACUGCCGACCCCAGGACAUCGUCCAUAGCUGUACUUAGGCUCAAGGCUAAGGAGCACGUAGAGUCCAUCACGAAAGGCAUGCAAAUGGUCUAGAGCCCCCCCGCGAUACUUCUUAUGUACUUAGGUAUACCGCCGCAACAAGAAUAACAAUAAUAAUAAUAUAAUUGUAUUAAGUCCCGGAUUCAUAUUAUGCAAAACAAAUUGUCGAAUUUGCACGUAUUUACGUAUAAAGCAUAUGUACAGAAUAUAUAAAAAAAAAAAAAACACUUGAAUAAUGAUUAAUGGUAAAACGUGCAAAUGUUUAUAUUAUAUAACCCAAAUUCAAAUAAUAUUAUAAAAAGAAACCAAUCAGAUAAGCAAUUCGUUUUCAAAUAAAAAAACAUCUGUGGCAUUGUAUUUGGAACAAAUCCUUAAUAUUUUCAAUAAUUGUAUAUUUUAAUGUUUACGCAACUUCAUAUCCAUGCUAUGCGGAACUAUGCAUUGUCUAAUAUGAUUUUUUGUUCUAAUUGCCGAAAAUAUAUUGUUUAAGCUUUAGGAUAUAUACUGCGUGAAACAUAUUAUUAUAUUAUAUAACAUAUUAUAAAAUUAAUAUUAAUAUAUAAAAUGUUUUGCAUUGCAUUGGUAUGAGCCCUGAUUAUUAUUAUUUACCCCCCCGCGACGACUAAUAUCGUUGUCAAGGGCAGUAGUUUUAUUGUAAGUAAAAUACUAAUAAUAAUAAAUAAAAUAACGAUAAAACCGUUCGAAUAGUAUAACAAUAUGACUACAAAAAUACUAAUCGUUAUCGUCGAGACUUGAUUGCGAUGUUUACGGUGCUAUGAACGAAUUAUUUCUGAGUAGGUUAUGUCACCGAAGUCAUCACGCCCACUUUCGCAUUCCACACAUUUUAUGUACAUAAUGAAUUCUAUUGUUAUUUUUGUUAUUAUUCGUAAAGUUGACGGUUCCCAAAUAAAUGGUAAUAUUUAAGAAAUAUUGUAAUCGUAAAUAAAAUAAAUAUAUACCUAUUAUUAAUUUUAUCACUAUUUCAAAAUGUAUACUGUAUUAUAGGUACACUGAAAACCAGUGCAUUCGGAAGUCGCUCGUGUAUUUACUUAUGUUUAUGCAUAUUAUAUACAUAUUAUUAUUAUACUUAAUUGGAUAUUGUACAUAAAUCGUAUAUAUUAUUAUAUAUUAUAGUAUUAUAAUUUACUGUUCAUCUAAAUAUAUUAUAAGUUAUAACCAUAAGAAUUAUUAAAAAAUAGAUAUUAGAAGUUUUGUUGUUCUUGGUAUAUUAUUGUAUAAAAUUAUUGUAAUUUCAUAAAUAUUGUUUUUGAUUAUAUUGAGCUAGUCAUUUGAAAUUUUUCUUUUCUAUCAUUAAAAUAAACGUUGCUGACCACUG